Lipotes vexillifer (Yangtze River dolphin) is the source of this 4179-nucleotide messenger RNA. RefSeq names its product coiled-coil domain containing 187 (gene CCDC187). Lineage: Eukaryota; Metazoa; Chordata; Mammalia; Artiodactyla; Lipotidae. Bases 1 to 4179 code for a protein of 1392 amino acids. The transcript has 20 exons. The record is from RefSeq and is a predicted model, not a curated record. Gene Ontology annotation, molecular function: microtubule binding. Gene Ontology annotation, biological process: microtubule anchoring. Gene Ontology annotation, cellular component: centrosome.
AUGUCACCGCCGCCCGAGGGGGAGGGGGCGCGGGCCGAGCCGCCGGUCCCUCCCCCCGUCCGCGCGGUGGGGGGAGGGGAGAAAGCCGGGGUCGGAGGAGCGGCCCGCGGCGGGGGAAGGGGCGGAGCCUUUGAGCGUUCGGCCGGCAAAGGGCUCAGGAGGGGGCUGGGCAAGGCCUUGCUCGAGGCUGCAGCCGCGGCCGCCGGCUGGCCCCUGCAGGCCUUGGCCCCUGAGCACUGGAUGCUCAUCACCUGCCCCACCGGGGGUGUGGUCACAGAGCCUGGAGGACACCUGGUCCCCGGGACACCCACUCAUCCCUGCGGGAGCCCCCCACACCUGCCUGAAGACCCUGCCCCCCGCCAGCCAGCCCGGCCACUUCUCACGGUGCAGCCGGCUGCGGGUGCGGUGGAUGGCAUGACAGGCCCCAGGCCAGGGGGAGCCCCUGGUGGCAGCGAGGGACAGAAACGGCUGCCCUGGUGGGUCACCACUCUCUGGCCUGACGGUGCAGGGGAAGAGGGCUGGCGAGUCCAGCGGACCCUGGGAGGACACCCCCCCGGACCCCAACUGCUCGGGGAGCCUGAGGGUGUGGCGGGGAGGAAGGCCUUCAGCUCUGGUGGCCGUGUGGGGGACGCCCUGGUCAUCGCUGAUGAAGUCGCCCCACCCUCGACGGGAGCGGAAGCCUUCCGCAGGCCCGUGUGCGUGCGUGCGUGCGUCAGCGACCUGGGACACCAGCCGCUUGCAAACAUCCUAAAGAAACACACGGGUGGGACCUGCUCCCUUUCAGCCUCGCCGAGCAAGGUGCCCAGUGGAGCGGGCGAGCCCAGGCAGGCCGGGGCUCCAGGCCAGGAGGACGGAGCAGAGCCGGAUGGUGGUGGCAGUGCUGCUGGCAGGGGGACCUGGCCGCAGAGGGAAGACAGGCUCCCUGUGCCUGCAGCUGAGGGUGAAGUCAUGGCUGCUGUGAGCUGGCCUGAGCCCUCCCAGCAGACAGGCGCCCAGCGCGGAUCUCCCCACGUGGCCUGGUGUGACUACCCUGAGGAGCCCGGCCCCCAGCGGAAGGCCUGCAGCCUCCUGGUGUGUUUGACAGACGAGGAGGCCAAGGAUGGGGACAGCUCGGUGUCGUCGGGCUGCCUCUCCGGCUCCUCGGGGGGCCAUGAGUCAUGCACGCCUCCCCACGGGACCUGGAAGGAGAGGACCCUCCUGGUGCUGGGGCCCCCGCAGCAGCCCAGGGAGAGCACUCCCCGACUGGAGCAGCUGAGGGACAAGAUCCGGGCCCAGGCACGGUGGCAGGCGAGCUGCACCUCCCUGGGCACCUCGGCACCCGCCAGCGCCUCAUGUCUCUACAAAGCCCCCACGCCAGCCCCCCGGAGGAAGGCCCGAAAGCCGACACACCCCGCUCCAGCCCUGGCCUACCCAGGCUCAGGCACCCUGAGUGGGGCUGAAAGUGGAGUCAAAGACAAGGCAACACCUGGCCAGGGGCGUGAGGCCUCCAGGGUCUCCCAGCGGCAGGCCUCAGUUCCACGGGAAAAAACCAAAAGGAUGAAAAGUAGUUCUUGCAAAAGAGAGAAGACCUCCAAGCUGCCCACCCCUAGGAGAACUGCCAAAGACACAGGUAGCAUUGGCCCAUUCGGGGCCAGGCAGGGCGUGGGGACAGGAGGUUACCAUCCAGGCUCAGGAGGUGGGCACAUGGCUUGUUUCUGGAGCCAGGACGGCUGGUGCGGCCCUGGCUCCGCCUCGGAAAGGCGACGGCUCCAGCAGGAGAAACACCUGUCCUCCUCCUCUGGCUGGAGGUGGGCCCUGAGCGAGGUGGGGACGUGUCGGGAAAACCUCCACUGGAACCAGAAUUCUGAGUUGGUUGGUGUUUACACUUUGAGAAAAGGACUAGCUCUGGUGAGGGUGCUGUUUGGGCCCCCUCCUUCCCUCCCUAGGCUUCAGAGCAAGGCACCCUCAAGAGGCCGGGCCCCCACCGCAGAAUUAGGACACAGCAAGAAGUCGGGAGCUGGUGAGAGUUCCCCUGUCCGCCCCCGGCUGCCUAGAUCAACCUCUGCCCACAGCGACCCGCAGGUGUCAACCAAUGCUCCCCACCUGGCUUCCUGCCAUCAGCCCAUGAACAUCCAGGCUGCUCUGGCCAUCCUUCGAGACCUCCGCCAGCAAACCCAGGCCAGGCUGGAGCUGGCCCAGGACCACCACCCAAGGCGAGGGCUGGAGCCGCGGGACCUGGCGGGGAGGAGGUGGCAGAGCCCCUGGAAGCUCCCAGACUUGCGGGGCUCCUGGAAGAGCCCUCGGGCCGUGACGGAGGGGGUGCCUGCCUCCGAGAGGGCUGGGAGCCUGCCCACGGCGCCGAGCUGGAGUACCUUGGCCAGGUGGGAGUCCUGUCCGCAGAGGACCUGGGCGGCCCAAGGACGAGAUCCCUCCUUCCGGGGACCCAGGAGCCCCACAGAGAGGCUGAACUCCUUCCCUCAGCGGCCCUGGAGCGCCUCGGCCAGGCGGGCCUCCUGUCCACAGAAGACCUGGGCAGCCCAAGGACGGGACUGCUCUUUACGGGGGCCCGCGAGCCCCCCUGAAAGAUGGGGCCCCUUCCUGCAGCGUCCCCGGAGCACCUCGUCCGGGCAGGCCUGGGGUCUGCAGAGGGCCUGGACCGCUUGUGAAGACCGGGAGGGCUCCGCCCAAAGGCCCUGGAGCCCCGCCUUCCCGCAGGGGGCCGGCCCCCUGUGCCAGGGCAGGGGUCCACUGCUGACCCCCGCGGGGGCGAAGCUCGCCUGGCCAAGGCCCAGCCAGGGCGCCCUUUGGAACGUGCCUGGGAAGGAGAAUGAGGUGCGAUCCCCGCCGCCCUGCCCGAAGCCCCAGGGGCCCCUCCACGGCUCCGAGUCCCUGCGGGAGUUCAUGCGUCAGAAGACGGAGGCCCUAAAGAAAAAGGCCUCCGCCACGCAAGCGCUGGAGCUCAGAAACCAGAGGCUGCAGGGCGUCUACAGGAAGCAGAGGGAGGCCGUCCCCGUGGUCUCCCAGACGACGCCCGGCAUCGUGACCUUCGUCCCGCAUUCUGCACAGUCCAGGGGCCUGGAAGCCGCCGGGGGCCCAGGAGCGCCUGUGCCGCAGUGGAGCAGGGUGACUUCCGGCAUGGUGCUGGGGGACCAGGGCGCCCCGGGCAGCUUCUGCCUGUGUUUGAACAGAGCCUUGAACCCGUCCGAGACUCUGGAGGUGGGAGGCCCCCGAGAUGGCUGGGAGGGCGCCCCCCUGCUGACGUCGGCCAGUUCUUCCCUGGGCCCCCCGCAACUCCAGGACCUGACCACCCACUACUCAAGCCCGGGGCUGUGCAUCUACCUGGACCCCGAGGAGUCCGAACGCCUGGGCACGCCGGGCCCCCUGCACUUCCGGUACAAGCAGGCCCGGCUGCAGGCCCUGGAGACCAUGGCUAACAUCCUGAAGCAGCGAAUCGACGUCCUGACCGACAGGCUGAGCAGGUCCGAGGCAACGGACGCAGCAGGGGGGCCGGUCCCAGGCCCGCCGCCCUCGAGCUCCAGCACACCAGCCUGCCCCAGAGCCCUGGCACCCGACGUGGGCGGAGGGGCACCCUGGGGCUGGGUGGGCAUGCGGGCCAGGCCGCUUCUCUCUACCACCUGCUUCCCGGACACUGAGACGCUGCCCUGGAGCCCUGGCUGGGAACAGCUGCAGAGCGUCAGCCCAAGGGGCCACCAGGCCAGCAAGCCCCAAGGUUUCGUGGAGGAUGGGCGCUCGGAGCUGGGCAAGAGGCAGGCGAGAACCCUGGCUUCCUUCCAGGCCCUCAGCCCCUUCACAGGGAGCUCACUCGGGGCGCCAGCCGUGCCAGACCCCCGCUGCGGCUCCCUGCGGCUGGAAGAGAUGCGGUCGGCCAGAGGGGCGGGCUUGGUCGCGCCCUGGACCCUCCGGAGCUGCGGUAAGGGCGAGCCCGUGGACAGGCCCUGGGCCGGCUGGUUGGGUGGCCAGGGAGGAACUUGGGAGUCUGGCUUUCGUGGCAGCUCCGGCUCCUGGAACAGUGCCUGCCAGGCCGGGAGUCUGCUGUCCGACAUCUGGCAGAAGUCCCUGAGCUUUCUGGAGUCCCUGAAGCUGGGCGAGCGGAAGCAGGAACAGACGCUGGCCCUUCUGCGGCAGCAGGCGGAGCUGGAGGUCUGGGAGACGCAGAGGCCCUGGGGGAGCUGCUCUUGA